CAUGUGCACGCGCUCACACAAUAAACACCUCCUCACAGCAUUAUCCAUGGGAUUACCGUCUUUUCUGUGACACCUGCUGCCUUUUUGGGUUUGCACAGCUUUGAUCCUGCCAAUGGGGACUCGAGUCUGAUAGAAGAGAAAGCGUUUGUGAAGAAAAUAAAUAAGUUCUGCUUGUUUCUAUUGGAAACAUCACGUCUCAAGCAGCAAGCGAAACAUGACAGACACUAUGUUCGGCAGUGAGAACGAGCAGUGGGUCUGUCCAAAUGACCGACAACUCACGCUUAGAGCAAAGUUGCACACUGGUUGGUCGAUCCACACAUUUCAGUCAGAGAGACAGAGGAAAGCUCAGGCGCUGGAGAAGAGAGAGCUGGAUCUUAUCAUGAGUGUCAUUCACCGCGCUGAGCAGCUCGAGCUCAUUGAGCAACACCGCAUUGGGCGUCUAGUGGAGCGUCUGGACAACAUGAGGAGCUCCGCCAUGGGAAACGGCCUGUCACAAUGUCUGUUGUGUGGAGAAGUAUUCGGUCUGCUGGGCUCUUCAUCUGUCCUCUGUUUGGACUGCUGCAUGAAGGUCUGCACUAAAUGUGGAAUCGAGACGACUGCAGGCGGUCAGAAACGGACUCAGUGGCUUUGCAAGAUCUGCAGUGAACAGAGAGAGGUGUGGAAACGUUCAGGAGCCUGGUUCUACAAAGCCUUGCCCAAGCAUAUUCGUCCCAUUAAGGAUUCAAUUCUAGAUAACAGGAAGCCGGUAAUAGAAAGAGGAGAGCAGCUGCCAGUUGCCAGGAGUGCACCAAUCAGCUACACGUGGGCUCAAAGCAAAGUUUACUUGAGUGAAAGUGAUGGCAGUGAUGCUGAGCUCAGCGAAUGCAGCAGUGACAGAAAGACCUUCGCUUCAGAGACCGAUCAAAGAAGAGAUUCUGAAUCGAGUGGAGGCCAAGUUCAGACACCCCAGUCCAGCUUUACCAGUCCAACUCGAGGCAGCAUUCAUAUUGAAAGUCCAUCCUGUUUGGUCAGUGAGCGAAGCAGCAGCAGUUUUAACCCUGGUCUGGAGGACGAGGUCAUUAACCAUAGCCGAACGUUACUGACUCCUCCGGCCCUCAGCCGCGCCGGCUCCCUGCGGAGCAGCUCCACCAGCCAGAAGUCCGAGGGCCUGCCAGCGGAUGCCAACCGGGAUGAGGACGAUCUGGACCAAGCAUUCGGAGCCACUGCACUUGUGGCCAGCAAGAAAGAGGAAGAGCCGGACGUGGAGGGCUACGAUUCAGACGACUCCACUACACUCGGCACUCUGGACUUCAGCCUUCUGUACGAUCAGGAGAACAAUGCCCUGCACUGCACUAUCAACAAAGCCAAGGGACUCAAACCAAUGGAUCACAAUGGGCUGUCAGAUCCCUAUGUUAAGCUGCACCUGCUGCCUGGAGCGAGUAAGGCCAACAAGCUCCGCACCAAGACCCUGCGCAACACUCUCAACCCUGUCUGGAGUGAGACCCUGACAUAUUAUGGAAUAACAGAUGAGGAUAUGGUUCGCAAAACUCUCAGGAUUUCAGUGUGUGACGAGGACAAAUUCCGCCACAACGAAUUCAUCGGCGAAACCCGCAUCCCCCUGAAGAAACUCAAACCCAACCAGACCAAGAACUUCAGCAACUGUUUGGAGAAACAACUUCCUAUUGACAAGACAGAUGACAAGUCUCUGGAGGAGAGAGGGCGCAUCAUGAUCUCUCUGAAGUACAGCUCUCAGAAGUCUGGUUUAGUGGUGGGCAUCAUCCGCUGUGCGCAUCUCGCUGCCAUGGAUGCCAAUGGCUUCUCUGACCCUUAUGUUAAAACGUAUCUCAAGCCAGAUGAGAACAAAAAAUCAAAGCACAAGACAGCUGUCAAAAAGAAGACUCUCAACCCUGAAUUCAAUGAAGAGUUUUUCUAUGAAAUCAAGUAUGCUGACCUCAGCAAAAAGACCCUGGAGGUGACUGUCUGGGACUACGACAUUGGCAAAUCCAAUGAUUUUAUUGGUGGAGUGUCUUUAGGUAUAAAUGCCAGCGGCGAGAGGCUAAAACACUGGUUUGACUGUCUGAAAAACAAGGACAAGAAAAUCGAGCGCUGGCACACGUUAACCAAUGAACUCCCUGGUUCAGGGUACAAUGACUGAAAGGCUGCAGCGAAGCCCCGCCCCUUUCCUACAUGAUGUCCAAGUAAAGCUCAACAGUCUGUGAUGGACAGAUAAACACUCCAGCAGUCCAUUGAUUUCGAGAAGAGUGCCAGAAAUCACAUCUCUUGUACUUUUUCCUGGUGUUGAGCUUGCAGUCUGAUUGUGUGGCUUUGAUGUGGCUUUUGGGCUUAUAUAAGGGUCUGUGUUCGUACAACCUCAUUGAAAAAAACGGAGAGGUGUUGUUCCCACAGCCAAUGAGAGAUCAGUUACUGUCUUUAAAAUAUAUAUCCACACCUUACUGCUCUCUAUCUCCAUUCUCUUGGCUGUCUUCGUAUUCAAGAAUGCUGUUUACAGAUGUUAACUCUCAGUAAAUGUAUCAUUAUGCGUAUGCAUCGUGGCAGCAACGGGGCUCCGAAAAUACAAUUUCCAAAACAACUGCAUAUUGUUUACAUCUGGAGUAUAUCCCAACCUUUCUGAUGCCUGUUUUUAGGUCAGGGUAUGAACUACGCUGUUUAUUUUACAGACUGAUUAUUGCAAGGAUUAUAUUUGACGGUGAAAUUCUCUUACAAUUUAUAUGAGUUUUUACUUCCCCCGUCUAUUAUACUAGGCUAGAGGUCUUUUUUUCCUGAUGAUAUUGAAUAACCUCAAAGUUCGUCUACUUAACGAAUGUAAUUUACCUUUAAUUUUUGUGCUCACCGCAUUAUGUAAUCAGAGUUUCAACAGCCAUUUUGUUCCAAGAAAGAAAACCCAGUUUACACAGAGGACAGAUAUAUGCUAUAAAAAAGUCACUAUUCUCGAAAUGGACACCAUGGAUUAUUCAACUUUCAACUGGAGGUUUUUACUUUUACUUGACUAAUUCAUGUAUUGCAUUUAGUGUUGUCACAAUACUGGAAUUCGCCACCAAUCGGAACUGAAAUUUUGAAAACAUCUGUUUUCCGCAAACAUUUGAGUGCUGUUGAACGCAUUCUUAAACACUGCUCAAGAGAAAUGGCUAUGAAGGUCAUCAGUUCACCAAACUUUCCACUGUUUACUGAGUGUAAACACAAAUAUAGGGACACUGGAAAGUUUUAAAGUCACGUCGAUCAGCUUGUUUGUCUAUAAGCUGACAUACGAGCGAUGAAUCGUGACUUUAAAACGCUACAGUGUGCCUGUAUCUGUGUUUACACUCCACAGCCAAUCACAGUCA
Danio aesculapii is the source of this 3320-nucleotide messenger RNA. RefSeq names its product double C2-like domains, beta (gene doc2b). Bases 215 to 2134 code for a protein of 639 amino acids. Gene Ontology annotation, molecular function: small GTPase binding. Lineage: Eukaryota; Metazoa; Chordata; Actinopteri; Cypriniformes; Danionidae. Gene Ontology annotation, biological process: intracellular protein transport. The record is from RefSeq and is a predicted model, not a curated record. Gene Ontology annotation, cellular component: membrane. The transcript has 17 exons.